CGGGCAUGCGUGUUUGCAUCACUUCCCGGCAGGUAUAGCCCGCGCCGGCGCCUUGCAAAGCUGGAAAGCGAGAAGUUCCGUUGGGUCCUUGUGCUCGCCUGCCUGUGGCCACGUCUCCCGGAAGGUUUAUCCGGAUGCCUCUGCGGACUGACGGUUGAAUGUUGGAUGGUAAAAUUCUAUAUAUUCUUUGAUUUCCAUUAUGUCUUGGUUUGCUGACCUGGCUGGCAAGGCAGAGGACCUUCUCAAUAGAGUAGACCAAGGAGCUGCAUCAGCUUUAAGCAAGAAAGAAGAUGCAAGCGGUAUACAUUAUGUCAGUAGCCAGGUGGAUGAUGUCAGCGUGUAUCCCAAGCCAUAUAAGACCAGAGAGCAGCAGGGACAUGCAUCAUCUACAUCAAGCUUUAUCUCAUCAGCAGCAGACAACAUUAAACAUCAAAAGGCAACAAUUUUAGCAGGAACUGCCAAUAUUAAGGUAGCAUCCAGGACCUCUGUGGAAGGAUCUCCAUCCACAGAAACAGCUUCUGUGUCCAGACCCUCUUUCCAAUUUGUGAGAAGGAAAAAAUCUGAACCAAAUGAUGAACUCCUGUUUGACUUUCUGAAUAGUUCUGAAAAAGAACCUAAUGGGAAAAAGGACUUGAAAAGGGAGAAGAGCAAAGCAGCCACUGUUCAAAAUCAUUCUCGGACUUCAAGUAUUAGUUCUGUAUCAGCAAGUUCACACAGCAUCAAAACAGGGGAAGAGCCUUCCAUUCGAAGUCAAGACAAUGAGACAUCUGAUAGUUCCAGUUCUGGAUUGGAGACUGAUGUGGAUAUUAAAAAGGAUUCAUUGCAAACCCCAGAAAUGAAUCCCAAUCUUAAUCUUAAUGAUGGUAAAUCACAUGAACUGUCCAAUCUUCGCCUUGAAAAUCAACUACUGCGUAACGAAGUGCAAUCUUUAAAUCAAGAAAUGGCAUCAUUGAUUCAGCGAGCCAAAGAAACCCAAACAGAAUUAACCAAUGCCCGGGCAAGAGUUGAAAAGUGGAAUGCUGACAAUUCAAACAAUGACAGACUUGUUCGGGAACUUCAAGCUCAAGUUGAUGAUCUGACUGAAGCUGCCGCUGCCAAAGAUUCCCAAUUGGCUGUCCUCAAAGUGAGAUUACAGGAGGCUGAUCAACUUCUGAGUUCACGCAAUAAAGCCCUGGAAACUCUGCAGAAUGAAAAAUCAAGAAUAAUAAAGGAUAAUAGCGAAGGCAACAGCCUGCACAAUCAAGCUCUCCAGACUUUUCAGGAACGGUUACAUGAAGCGGAGUCCACUCUUAGGCGGGAGCAAGACAACUACAAGCAGAUGCAGAAUGAAUUUGCAACUCGCCUAAGUAAAAUGGAAGCUGAACGUCAGAACUUGGCUGAAGCUAUAACUGCAUCCGAGAGGAAAUAUGUGGAAGAGAAACGGAAAUCAGAGGAAUUUCAACAGCAAAUUAAAAUAGCCAAAGCGAACUUGGAGUCUGCUAAGCAAGAGUUGGUGGACUAUAAGCAGAAAGCUACACGCAUACUUCAGUCUAAGGAAAAGUUGAUAAACAGUCUGAAAGAAGGCUCUGGUAUUGAAGGUCUGGAUAGUCAAACAGCAAGCAUUAUGGAGUUAGAGGAACUGAGGCAUGAACGGGACAUGCAAAAGGAAGAAGUACAGAAGCUGCGAGGCCAAAUGCAACAACUGAGAAUUGAACUGCAGGAUAUGGAAGCACAGCAGAUAACUGAAGCUGACUCCACAAGAGAGCAAAUUCAGGAUUUGCAGGAUCAGAUUGCGACGCACAAAACAGCCAAACAAGAAGUAGAGGCUGAACUAGAGAGGCAGAAACAGGAACUCCGCUAUACUGAGGAAGAACUGUAUAGGACGAAGAAUUCUCUGCAAAGCCGAAUAACAGAUAGAGAGGAGGAGAUCCAGAAACUAAGAAAUCAGCUAACGAACAAAACACUGAGCAGCAGUAGCCAAACAGAGUUAGAAAAUCGGCUACAUCAGUUGACAGAGACGCUAAUUCAGAAACAAACCGUGCUGGAGAAUCUCAGCACAGAAAAAAAUGCUUUAGUCUAUCAACUGGAACGACUGGAGCAGCAGCUGAAAACUGUCCAAGGAGCUUCAGCAAACGGCUCCUCCAUUAACAUGGCAGGAAUUGAUCACAGUGAAGGCACUCGCAUGCGAAAUGUUCCUGUCCUUUUUGCUGACCUCGAUGUGAAUGCGGCAGGAAUGUAUGGCAAGGUUCGCAAAGCUGCAAGUACUAUAGACCAGUUCAGCAUUCGACUUGGAAUCUUUCUGCGCCGAUAUCCCAUUGCAAGGGUAUUUGUAAUCAUUUACAUGGUCCUGCUUCAUCUUUGGGUCAUGAUUGUUCUACUUACAUACACACCAGAAAUGCAUCAUGAUAACCCAAGUGGGAAGUAGACCAGUCUGGAAGAGACUUGUUUAUGCAAUAUACACUGAAUUUGAAAAAGAAUCCAAUAAAGACUCUUUGAAGAGAAAAGCUUUUGUCAAUAUUUGAACAACCAUUACAUCUUUUCUUUGGCUGCUUCAGCAAAAUUAAAUAACACAAGGGGAUCUAAGCUUAGUGCCUGUAAAAACAAGCAACUUCUUCAGGAAAAGCUACUAAGUGAACUGCUACUGCCAUCUUUCUUCAUCCCUCUUUUUUGUGGUACACUCAUGUCAAACAUGCAUAUAUAUAUAUAUAUGCAUAGAACCCUUCUAUGCAUAUAUAUAUGCAUAGAAAUCUGGUUUUGUAAUAUAAUGUAUUUUUGAUUCUACAGGGCUAUCAUCCAAAAAAUAAAUGUACUUAAAAGCUGAGAAGAUUUUAUUCUUUUUGUCCCUUUAGUGCACCUUUUAACUUUGUAAAUGUUAUAAAUUAGCUUAAAGUGUUCUAUAUAUUAUGGAUUUGACAGCUGCUUUGCAGAAUGCUUUUCUUUAAAAAGCUUUAAUGAAGAGAAGAGAGAUGAUACGGUUCUUAAAAUAUGGUCAUUUAGCAUAUCAGAAAUUUAUUUUCCAUAGUAAUGCAGAAAACCUGUUAAUGCAUAUUUUAAUUAUCAUGUACAAUAGAGCACAUAAAGAAUUGUAAAAUUCAGUGCCUUUUGAUCUUUCUAUUUUUGACAUUGUUAUUAGCUGUCUUAUUAAACUUCUUUUGGCUUCA
Crotalus tigris (Tiger rattlesnake) is the source of this 3140-nucleotide messenger RNA. RefSeq names its product golgin A5 (gene GOLGA5). The record is from RefSeq and is a predicted model, not a curated record. Lineage: Eukaryota; Metazoa; Chordata; Lepidosauria; Squamata; Viperidae. Gene Ontology annotation, biological process: retrograde transport, vesicle recycling within Golgi; Golgi organization. The transcript has 12 exons. Bases 200 to 2404 code for a protein of 734 amino acids. Gene Ontology annotation, cellular component: Golgi membrane; Golgi cisterna.